Vicugna pacos (alpaca) is the source of this 1871-nucleotide messenger RNA. The record is from RefSeq and is a predicted model, not a curated record. Lineage: Eukaryota; Metazoa; Chordata; Mammalia; Artiodactyla; Camelidae.
ACAAGACACGGGGGCGGGGUUAACGUCCAAAGCUGCGCACCGGUUCCCAACUGAUUGGAAGGGACGGAGUGGGUGGAACCUUCUGACCCGGGCCGGUGCCUCUGUCGCUAGGGACGCUUCGGCCCAGGUAACUGCCAUGGAUCAGGAAGAGGGGUCGACCACGUUGGACAACAUAGUCACUCAGUUCAACACCUAUGAAGAUUUCCUGGACUCGCAGAUCACUACGGUGGACCUGUACUACCUGGAGGAUGAAGGCCUGGCCCGCCAGUUGGUGGAGCUAGGCUACCGAGGGACUGGAGAGGUGGUAAAAAGGGAAGAUUUUGAAGCAAGGAAAGCAGCUAUAGAGAUUGCAAGAUUGGCUCAAAGAACUCAGAAAACGACAUUAACAAGUGCUGGUAAAGACCUGCAAGACAAUUUUCUGAAGGCUCUGGCAGUGAGAGAAGAAGAUAAUCGCAGUGGAAAAGUGAGCUCCGUGAUCUUUAUUCGUGACAGAAAUUCUCAUGGGCAGGAGGUGUCAGGAUACAUCGACUAUGCCCACAGGCUAAAGACUGAAGAUUUUGAAGUCUACUUUAGUGGGAAAAAAAGACUUCUUCCAAGACCCACGGAUAUGAGCUUUUACAACUGGGACAGUCAUAUUGCUGUUUGUAAUUCAACUCCCAAUUACCAAGUGAUUGCUGAUAAUCCAGAAGGCUUACUUUUUAAAUACAAAAAAGACAGAAAAAUUCUCAACGUGGACCCUAAGGCAAGAAGGGAUUCUUGGAAAAAUGGCUUGAUUCUGAGGCUGAGAUAGGGAAAGUACAAGUGUCUGGAAUAUCUGUGCCAGAAAGAAAAGAAGUUCUGGAAAAAUGAAGGGGACUUAUCAAAAGGACACAGAAUCUACCUUGAAAAGGUUCCCACUGGCCAAACCUGGGACAGUUCGGGCAUCAAAAUAAGCAAUGAUGACAACAGGCACAAAAUAGGAAACCAUGAGGUUUCUACAUAAAUGAAUAAAUGGAAAGUUUGAUGAGGAACAGGAUAUUUACAUAGUAUCUCCCACAAAAUAUUUAUUAAUUACAGAGGGAACAAUGGAAAAGCCUGGAAGACACCAUUUUCAGUAAAUGAUCAAAGAGAAUAUGAUUAGUAAUGAGGUACACUGAUUUGUUCCCCACCAAAUAAGAUGCAACAGAGGAACUCAGCAUCCCUUUUGUAAUAAUCCUGCCAAAGUUACAUACCCUGAACCUAAUCAAAAGGAAAAAAUACAGACAAACCCAAAUCCAGGGACAUUAUACAAAAUAACUGGCCUAAUAUCUUCAAAAGUGUCAAGAUCAUCAAAGCAGAAGACCGAGAAAUCAUCCCGGACUGAGGGAAACCAGAGACAUGAUCAAGGCAACACAGGAUUCUGAGUUUUAUCCAUAUCCUAUAAAGGGAAUUGGGGGACAAUUGGUGAAAAUUGAAUGGUUUCUAAAGAUUAAAUGGUCAUAAUGUAAAAUGUUUAUGUCCUGAUUUUGAUGAUUAUGUUGUGGUUAUAUAAGAAAAUGUCCUUGAUUGUAGGAAAUUACACUAGAGCAUUUGGGACUCAAGGUGCAUCAUCAACAAAUUAUUUAUAAAUAUCUCUGAGGAAAAAAAAUCUUUGUGCUGUACUUGCAACUUUUCUGUAAGUCUGAGAUUGUUUUUGAAAUAAAAUAAAUGUUUGCUUUGUUACAUUUAUAAGUUCAAAACUCUAAUUAUAUUUUAAGUAUGUGUACAAAUUAUUUUGUUCUAUCUAUACAGAUUUGAUGAAAUUUUAGCAAUAAUUUUUAUGAGUUCUUCUAUAGUUUAGUUAACUAAAUAACUUCAAACAUUUUAAAUUUUAUCUAUGAACUUCCUUACAUUCAAUUUUCUAGUGAUUUCAA